GAAGACUGCAAGAUGCAUAAAUGGGUUCUAUCUAUUUCUUAUGUCAACUUAGUUUAAGCCAAAGUAGAAAGUACAAUAAGCAGAGAAAGUGAGAGAAGAAAAAAAAACAGACAGAAUAAAAAAAAAAGAGGAAGAAGAAGAAGAAGAAAACGAACAAAACCCAAUAAGCAGCGAUCGCAGCUUUUAAUAAAACAAAGAAGAGUGAAAAAGCUUUCGGCUUCUAAAGGGCAAAUACGAACAAAGCCCACGACGACGCCGAGAAAUCAUUUGUGUUUGGUCGGAACAACAAGUUUACUUCUUCUUUUUGUGUUCGGUCUUCUUUUUUUUUUUGUCGCUUGUCUGAAUUUCUGGGUCAAUCUUAGGCAAAAAAAAAAAAAAGAAAGGUUAUUCCUUUUUGUUCUCAAUUCAAUCUUCCAACAACACUUGUUGUUGUUUCUCUGCUUCCAAAGCUUGGGGUCCCGCUUCCCUCAUUCCCUCGCUUCAUUUCGAAUUCGUUGCUCUGUUCUCAAGCUCGAAUCUUUUUUCCUUCUUCUUUCUCAAACUCCACUGAUCUCGAUUUGCUCCAGCUGUAAUUCUCAAAGUUGUUAGCUUUACGAAUUGGGCGUGAAAGGGAAAUGCUGGAUUGCUCUCUGCUCUGCUCUGAUUCAGUUUCGUCUUGAAGUUGGUAACUUUGGAGCUCUAGGGUUUGUAGUAUUAUCCUGAUACUGAAUCAGCCAAAGGUGGAAACUUUAAGGUUGUUAGUGUGAGCUGGGUAGUAGUUGAUGAUGAUCUCUGUUCUCUAGGGUUUUGGUUUUGGGAGGAGAUGAGAUUUGGAUUUGCAUUGUACAGCUCCUAGAUUUGUACCAAAAGCCUUCAGCUAAGUUCUUGAAAUGCUUCUGGAUUUGAGUUUAAGAAGUUAUAAUAAGUUCAUGAGUUGGAUCAAUUGGUGUGAAGGAUAACUAGCCUCUGAUUGUUUCCAUUGGCUUUUGAGUUUCUAAGAAGAAGAAGAAGCACAAAGAGAGAGAAGUAUGCAAGGUGCUGAAGAUCAUCACAGGAUUGAUCUAGCUGAGCUGAAACUGCAUAUAGUGAAGAAGAUUGGGGCUGAGAGAUCAAGAAGGUACUUUUAUUACUUGGGUAGGUUUCUGCGUCAGAAGCUUACUAAGGUUGAGUUUGAUAAGUCAUGUCACCGUCUUUUGGGGAGGGAGAAUCUUCCUCUACACAACAAGCUGAUUCACUCCAUCUUGAAGAAUGCAUCUCUUGCUAAAUCCCCACCACUUCAAAAAACCAAAUCUUUGGUGCUUGGGAAAGAAGAUGGACCUCAACAAAGCGGAUCUCUCAUCCCUAACCAUAAUCCGGUUUUGUCAAAUGGGGUGUUACACAAGGUCCGGUCUGGAAAGUGUGAUAGGCCUAGUCCACUUGGGCCUAACGGAAAGGUUGAUAGUCUGUUGCAUCAGCCACUUUGUAGAGAAGACGGAAGCAGUAAUAGAAAUAAAGAGAACGGUGACGUUGGACCUGUUAUCAGAGAUGAUGACGUAGCUCAAGAGGAGCGAGGUAGAUUGGUUCUUUCCAAGAAUCCUGUAAUGGCACCUCUAGGGAUUAUUCCAUACAGUGGGACCCGGAGAACAGUUCCAGCUUCGACCAAGGGUGACUUCAUUACUUGCUAUGAUAGUGGUGGAUUAUUAGAAACAGAUAUGCUGAGGAAGAGGAUGGAGAGUAUUGCAGUAGCACAGGGUCUAGGAGGGGUUUCAGCGGAGUGUUCCACUAUGUUAAAUAACAUGUUGGACGUGUACUUGAAGAAACUGGUCAAAUCAUGCGUUGAUUUGUCUGGAGCUCGGUCCACGAAUGGAAACCAAAGUUUAGACAAACCGCAGAGCCGAGAGAAGAUUGUGAAUGGGAUGUGGCCGAGUAACCAAGCGUCUGAGAUAACGCAAGAACAGCAGCAUCCGGUGUCUUUGCUUGAUUUUAGAGCUGCAAUGGAGCUAAAUCCACAUCAACUUGGCGAAGACUGGCCGUUACUUCUGGAGAAAAUCUCCAUGCGUUCAUUUGAGGAGCGAGAAGGGGUGUGAAUGAAAAUGUUUGGGGAUGUUGGAUGUUGCAAAUUGUCUGAGUAAAGCUGCUCUUGUCCCAAAGAAACUGGUUUUGGUCCAGUGGAGCUGAUGGCUGAGAGACAUAUCUAAGUUCUGCAGCGGCAAACUCGGGGCAGGUUAGUAGAUAUUUCCAAAUGCAGCUAGAGCUCAAAGAACCGUAUUUGAAUGCAAAAUACGUGUUGUUGUUAAGAUCAGUGGCCAUCGCAGCGAGUUUCAAGAUCUGUGAGGCUGAUAAGGGAAUCAAGAGAGAGAGUUUUGGAAGAGAUACUUUGGGUUUGAGGUGGGAGCAAGGUACAAAAUAGUCGUGUAAUAUCUGGAGUAUUGCUGUGUAUGUAACAUAGUCUUAGAAUUGUUUAAACUUUAUAGCUUUGAAAAGACAUUGACGUCACUUUUAGCUGCAUUUCCUUUACAGUUUUGUUUUCACAUUUCAAUGAAAAAGGUUACUUUUUAUA
Molecule: messenger RNA, 2518 nt
Organism: Brassica rapa (field mustard)
Lineage: Eukaryota; Viridiplantae; Streptophyta; Magnoliopsida; Brassicales; Brassicaceae
Biological process (GO): regulation of transcription by RNA polymerase II
Cellular component (GO): SAGA complex
Molecular function (GO): transcription coactivator activity
Source: RefSeq, a predicted model, not a curated record